CGCGAGGAGGGCCGCUUUUCUAUAUAUAAGAUCGCGGGCCGCAGUCGACGAAAGAGAAUCCAGAGGCAAACUUUUCACAGGAACCUUUUUCAAACACAGUUUCUGCGAAUGAACAACAUACAGUGACUCUAUCUAGUUGGUAUGUCACCGAUCUUCUGAGUGGAGGGAGGAGAGAAAUUGUAUCGCUCUUCGCUUGCCAAACAGGAGAGAGACUGCUCAAAACACAAGAACCAGGUGCAGAUACCGAAAAUAAUUCUACUCCGCUGAGGAAGAAAGAAGGGACGAAGAAGAAGAAGAAGAAGAAAAGGAAGUAGAAGGAGGAGAAGGAGAAAGAGGAGAAGGAGGAGGGACGGGGAAGAAACGGACAGAGUGGCGCGGUAAAAACCACGCUCGUUCAUUGAGCAGCAGCAGCAGCAGCAGCAGCAGCAGCAGCAGCAGCAGCAGCAGUAACAUCCAGCGGAAUCGGACCCACUUACCCAGCGAAAAGAAGCGCCACGCACGACACGAACGUUGAAGGUCGCCGCAACGGAGAGAUCGAAGCGAAGAAUGCAGGCGCAGUCUCGACUGCGCGCUGGCGAACCGUUAGGACUAUCUUCCACUUCCACCACCACCACCACCGCCACCACCGCUACUACUACUACUACUCCACCCAGUGGCUGCUGCUUCCGUGUGAAUUCUGUGACUUUCUCGGAUUCGAACUACGGCCGUGUGGGACGUUUGCUAGGAGGUGGUAGCGUCAUGAGGACGUCACCCGCUGUGCUCGUUUGCGUGGUUGUGUUGUUGCUGUCGGUGCAUGGAGUGUCUUCAGCCCAUCUGGUCAAGGUAGGUCAAUCUGAACAUCCCAAGCCGGUUACUGAACAGGAGUUUGUGACAGCCCACAAGGAAGCUGCUCGGUCCAUGGAGCCCAACAAGGACAACGGCGAGCAAGCGGACAGCUCGGGCACCUUUGACGUAGCGGCAGUGUUGUGUGAGAAAUACACGGAGUGGUCAAAGUGGUCUUCGUGCAGUCGGAAGUGUGAACAAACUCGUGUGCGCAGGUGCAAGAAACCGGAAGAUUGUGGCAGGAGUUGGGUGAAAGAAAAGAGAACAUGUACUCGCGCUCGAGGCGCGUGUGUUCCUUUGUCGUACAAGGUGAUCGGAGUUCAGAAGCGGAAUCGUAUGAUAGAGGAGCUGCUGUAUGACCUUCUGUAUGGUCAGUGGACGGAGUGGGGUCCUUGCACACGCUCCUGUAGACAGAAGAGGCAGCGGCAGUGCAAGUACCAUGCCGUCUGUGUGCAUUCCUACAUUCAGGAGGAGAGAAGGUGCCAGGUGGUAGGGUCGAGAUGCGAGCACAGGUACAGCCUCAAACCCCUGGGAUUUGGGAAAGACGAUACCCGGACUGACUCGGAAGAUGAGGUGGAUAACUCGGACGACUCAGACGGUGAGGACGAGGAGGAAGACUACGACAACGACAACGAAGGAGGAUCCGAUGAAACCUCAGACAGCAAUAGCAGUAGCAGUAGCAGUAGCAGUGAAGUAGUAGAAGAAGAAAAAGAAGAAGGAGGAGGAGGAGGUGGGGAUAAAAGUGAAAGCGACAAUGGUGCAUUUGACAUUGUGAGUGAGGACGACAAGAAAAACAUGACCAGCCAGACCACCAAAAUCUUCCGAAAAGGUGGCUGGAGACCAAAAGGGGACUCACGGAAGAAGAACCGAAAGUUACACCGUGGAGGCGGCGGCCCAAAGCUGGGAAGAGACGUGACAUUAGCUCAGAAAAACUGUGGCAUCAGACCCAAGGCCACAUCCGGCUCCUAUCGUGUCGUGGGCGGUCAGGAGGUGCGCAAGAACAGCUGGCCCUGGCAGGCCUACGACCCCACACAAGAAGAUAUCCGACCCGAGAAGGAGUUCCCUCACCCGGACUUCGACUACCACACGAUAACCAACGAUAUCGCACUUAUCAAGCUCAAGCACCCACCCUCCGCCUUCACCUCCCCCGGGUAUGCGUGCCUGCCAACAGUUGAUUUUAAACCUCCUCGAGAUCAGCUGUGCUCCAUUGUGGGCUGGGGCAAGCUGAAAAACACGCACAUCUACGGGUCUGAAUCCCUCAUGGAGGCCAAAGUGCCGGUCGUACGACACCGGAAGUGUCAGCGGGUGUUUGCUUAUGACAUCACUGACAACCAAGUUUGCGCCGGCUACAAGCGAGGUGGGAUUGACUCGUGCGCGGGUGACAGCGGUGGUCCGCUGUUGUGCAGCCGGUCUAUAAACGGAACAGAUAGGUAUGUGCUGUUCGGCGUUACUAGCUACGGAGAAGGAUGUGGUCGGAAGGGGAAGUACGGCAUUUACACGAGAGUCAACAGUUAUCUGGACUGGAUAGAAAAGACCAUCAGCGAGAACAGAUGAGACGCGCCGCCCAAAGUGGGAGCGGAUAUCCGGAAAUGACGUGUAAUUUGACAUUUGCUAGAUAACUUGCGGCAUUCUCAGACAGCUCGGAGUUUCUGUUUUCACACGAGUGUUGGUGGUGGCUGAAGAUACGCUGUGCGUGAACUCGGGAAGAGGUGCGCAUUUUAAUUUUGGGAAUCGAAACCGAAUUGUGAUGGGGGAGAUGUGAGCUCUGGGAUACAUAUUAUUAUGUUGUACUUUUAUAGAAUGGUUGGUCCUGCACAGUCUAAUCUGUUGCGGAAUCCAUCUGAACUCUUCCCAAGAGACAGACUGUUGACUUGCCCAAGUAUCAAAGCUGUUGCCAUAUUUUUUUUUUUUACUUCAGGGCAAAGUGGGCUCCGCCUGCUUGAGUUAUCUUUGGGUAUUUUGGUUUUGUUGUUUUUUCUACAAUGCAGGUACAUUAUCCAUGUCUCCGGCGAUUUGUGUGUAUAUUCAAAUUUUUCUGACCUCGUUCUUGUUCAGCCCACACCCAGCACACUCCCAAAUCUCCAAUUUGUUGUUGGUUCUUUUCAAUUAUUUCUGUACGUAACUUCCCGUUGGAUCCUUCUCCCCAGUGGCCAUAAUGUUCUGUUUUCACGUGUUACUCGAUUAUGUAAGAUGUACACCGGGUAUGCCGCUCAUUUUGUAUUUCAUGUUUUGUUUGUUGGUUUGUAUUUUUUUGUAUAAAUUAGAAUUUUUAGUGAUUUGUCAACGUUCAGUGAGUAGCAUAACAUGUCAGACUGAGAGAGACGAGAAUGUGAUCAGAAGUAUGGCCCUCGAUAGACGUUGCAGCGAGACAUAAUAAGUACCAUACUGGUUCUCGUUCGGAAUGUACUUUGAUAGCAAUAUUCAAUUUGAGGCAAGUUGCAUUUUACGUUUAUCGAAUCUUUUGACAGAAAAGAGACACAGGCGGUACUGAUAUUGUUGUCGGAACAAAAUGAGUAAGCUCAGAGAAAUGUAACUCGUAAAGAACAUUGAUGAGGCGAGAAUUUUGUUGUUAAAUUGUAAAUAUUUGCCAGCGAUUAUUUGCGAUAUAUAUAGAGAACUGAAAACUAAUAAUAUAGCGUUAAUUUUCGAAAAUCUUCACUUUAGUUAUCGAAACUGUUAUAGCCAUUCUUUUGAGAUAAAUGGAUAAUUAUGAAAGUCUAUGUUGAUUUCGGCUUUAUAGAAAUUGGGCACAGUACUGAGAAAUGUUAUUUUUUGGCCUCUUUUUUAUCUUACUCAAAGGACCCAAAAUCCUUAAAUUGUUCUAUAUAUUUUCAUAAGCUUUGCUUUGUCAAAAUCUAAGCAGGAAAAGACGGGUAAUUAUGUAUGACUGUUUGAAAUAGAGACAAGGCACUGACCAAUACGUACAGUAAAUAGCUGACUAUUUUAAAGUUUAUGCUUCUUUUUAUUUUGUCGUGUUUACUCAGUGUGUCAUUUCGUAUUGCAUAGUUCCUACUUAUGAUCCGUAGAACUUUUAAUUUCAAAAAUCAAAAGUGUUAUGCGAUAAUGAUUUUUAUUGUAAAUUUGAAUAUUUAAGAUAUUUUUUGAAGUUCUCUCUAUACCACAUUGGCGUGGACUCUUCUGACAACGCCAAGCGUAAUAGUUUUUCAAGUACGGGUGAUUUCUUUAAAUGUCAUGUCAUUUUGUGCAUCAUGUAUUGAUUAUUUCUCGUGAACAUCAAGUCAUACAUUCGUGCAUUAUUAUGUAAGGUGAAUGACUGGCGAGCGAGUCGGGGAAUAUGUGCAAAAAAGAAGCCUUGUUUUAAGGUUUAUAUGUAUUGCCAAAUAUCAGCUCUUUAUAUCGUCUCAAAUUUCAUUUGUGACCUUGCCUAUUUGCCUGUUGUAUUAAACGUAUAAUGUAAUUGAAUGUUCUGAAUAUAAUUUAAUGCGUAUAAUUAUGUUAGACUUAAUUUUGUCCAAUGACUGUUUCUCAUUGGUCAGCUGUGUCGUUGGACCUUUCAUCAUCCUACAACUGAUCCGCUUUUUUACGCCUUGUACAAACAAAAAAA
Molecule: messenger RNA, 4387 nt
Organism: Aplysia californica (California sea hare)
Lineage: Eukaryota; Metazoa; Mollusca; Gastropoda; Aplysiida; Aplysiidae
Product: suppressor of tumorigenicity 14 protein homolog
Biological process (GO): proteolysis
Molecular function (GO): serine-type endopeptidase activity
Source: RefSeq, a predicted model, not a curated record